Molecule: messenger RNA, 947 nt
Organism: Vicia villosa (hairy vetch)
Lineage: Eukaryota; Viridiplantae; Streptophyta; Magnoliopsida; Fabales; Fabaceae
Product: albumin-2-like
Exons: 1
Coding region: 28-720 (230 amino acids)
Source: RefSeq, a predicted model, not a curated record
UCCUACAAUCUUUACUAUAUCUAAAAGAUGACAAAACCAGGUUACAUUAAUGCUGCUUUUCGUUCAUCUUUCGACGGUGAAGUUUACUUAUUCAUCGAUGAUAAGUACGUGCUGUUGAAUUAUGCUCCUGGAACCACCAACGAUAAAGUGUUGAACGGGCCAAAAGCUGUUUCUGCUGGGUUUAAAUCACUUGUUGGGACAGCGUUUGGAAUCUAUGGAAUUGAUGGUGCCUUUAGCACCGAUAACGACGAGGCAUUCAUCUUUUAUGAGAACCUUACUGCUCUCAUAGACUAUGCUCCUCACACCGAAGAUGACCAAAUCAUCUCAGGUCCAAAGAAAAUCUCAGACAUGUUUCCUUUUUUUAAAGGAACCGUGUUUGAAAACGGGAUUGACGCUGCAUUCAGGUCAUCUAUAGGCAAAGAAGUUUAUUUAUUCAAAGGAAACCAGUAUGCGCAUGUAGACUAUGGAAACAACUAUCUCGUUCAAAGUAUCAAGAACAUUACCGCAGGGUUCCCUUGUUUCACGGGAACAGUCUUUGAAAAUGGAGUGGAUGCUGCUUUUGCUUCUCACAGGUCCAAUGAAGCCUACUUUUUCAAAGGAGAUUACUAUGCACUUGUCAAGUUUGACCCAACAGGAACUGAUGACUAUAUUAUCGGUACUGUGAAGCUCACUCUUGAAAAUUGGCCCUCUCUCCGUGGCAUAAUACCACAACAGAAUUAACGGUGAUUGGUGUGAUAUCCUCAAGGGAGUGUGAUGUAAGGAAUAAAGAUUAUUGUCGUUGUUGUGUGUUUUAUGUUUAAUGUCUUAUGUUUCUUGAUGAAAUAAAAAGUUUGGAUCCAUGUUGUUUCUAGUGUAGUAGUUUGCUUGUGUUGUUAAUGUAAGGACAUGCACUAUGCAGUUUGCAGAGGGAAAAAUAAUAUAUUAUUGUGUUUGUUCCUUAUUUGGAU